AUGAACGACCCGGAUGAUAGCAUGGACCACUCCAUGCAGGAUAAUAUGGAACGACCAGCGAAGAGACCAUGUCUAUCAUAUAUCCCCGAUGACGACGAAGAGGUCCCCGCAGAGUUUGAUCUCCCAGCCGCGCGUGCACAAAAUGACUCCCGACUGAAGUCUCUCUUUGAAAGCAUUUUCGCGAAAUAUAGCCAGGACUUCUCCGACGUUGGUGAUGAGAUUGAUCUGCGGACUGGGGACAUAGUGGUAGACAAUGGGCAUCUCCUAGGGAUGCAGGGCGAGCACGAUACUGGCGACCAGCCGCGAUCAUGGCUUCCGCAGGCUGACCUGGAUGAGCCAGAAGAUCCUUAUGCGGCCGAUGACAACAACACGAAGGGAGAGGAGGAUGAAUUUUUUUCUAUGGCAUCCUCUCCCGGUCGCUCUUCAGAUGCUCCACGCGAAGAAUCACCAUCGAAACAGCUACAGACAGACAUGGAUACCUCUUUGGAUUUCGUGUUUACUUUUAAAGCAUCUGGGACUGCAGGCCUCAGUCCUACAACCAAGGAAGAACAUGCCUCCCAUCCCACCGACCUGAUCCUCACUUCGAAACCACAAGAUCCAAUCUGGGCAGUCCCAGACUUGCCCCCAACCUUUUCAACGCCCACCACUGAAACCCGCAAAUCAAACAUGGGCUUCUCUCCACCUGCCAGGCUCACGUCCCCGCCAGGGAGUGGCUCAGUAUGGGCUGUGCGCAAACCCCGCAGACCACGCACAGAAAAGAAACCGAAGGCUACGCCGAGUAAGCGUCGACCAGCUGCGAAGCGAAAAUACCAUUCUAGCCCUGUUACACACGACUGGUCUUUUGCGGCAGUACCAGAUGGAAAUGAGUCCGAUGACCCUUUGCAGGAUUAUGAGCCAUCGCCGACACCAUCGAAAAUGAAAAUUAUUCGUGGGAAGCGUUACGUUCCGACUAAAGAGAACGAUGGGUCAUCUACGCCUUCGAAACAGCCAGCUGUUGUCAUCAAAGUUAAUUGUCAAGUUGACGAUCAGGUGGAUGACCAAGUGGAUGACCAAGUGGAUGACCAAGUGGAUGACCAAGGCAAUGGUCAAGAAGCGGGCUAUGAACCAAGUGACCAUGACGAUCAAGUCCCCCACGCACGCCUCGAAGAAGGGGAUCAUGAAUCGAGCAACCAGAUAGAUGGAGUGUCUGAAGGAAGCCUUGGAGAUAAGGACUACGAACCGCGCCACCAAGAAGACGGAGUGCCCGAAGAACAAUUCCAAGGGGCCUACGAACCAAGUGAUCGAGAAAAAGAAGUGCCAUUCCGUUCUAUGGAGGAAGGCGAUUUGACCCCCAAGGCCAUGGCCAUGGCCAGCAUCCAAUCCUCAUCCCCGCAGCUCAUGGAAAGCACCCCAAGCAAAAGGCAACCCAUCACACCCGAUGAAGCAAAGCUGAUCGUGUGCAUGAUGUACAAACAAGAAAAGAAGGCUAGUGACGUGAUGUACAUGUUACCAGGUCGCGAAUACCAGACAGUCUGGCACUGGUUCUACAAUCACUGGACCCGCCGCCUCACCAAUCCGCCUCCACUGUCCGCCGCCUGGUUGCAGCCUGAACUAGAAGCUUUGGCCCGACUCAGCACCCAAUCGGAUCUUACCUGGGGCCAGAUACAAAGUCGGUUCAAGGGCCGAUCACGACAUGAGGUUGAGUUUGAGCUGCUCCGUGCUUUCGUUGGCGAGGGCUUUACCUCCGCAGUGAUCGAGAGCGUGGGGGAACACGCGGAGCCGGAAGAGAAGCACUCAGAAGAAGAUCCGCAGGACGACGAGAUAAAGGACGAGCCGGAAUCUGAUACAGUCGUGGAGGAUGUCAAAGAUGAGGCAGGAGAUAGCGAUGCUGCGUCCGAAGGCACUGCUCAGGAAGAACUGGAGCAGCUCGAAAUCCAAGAGGUGACCGGGACAACCGACAGUAAGGCGUCUGCUCCCAAUGGCUUCUUGGGCAUUUUUAUAACCUGA
Penicillium hordei is the source of this 1986-nucleotide messenger RNA. Its product is annotated as Myb-like DNA-binding domain protein. Gene Ontology annotation, molecular function: histone binding; protein heterodimerization activity. Lineage: Eukaryota; Fungi; Ascomycota; Eurotiomycetes; Eurotiales; Aspergillaceae. Gene Ontology annotation, cellular component: nucleus. The transcript has a single exon. Bases 1 to 1986 code for a protein of 661 amino acids. The record is from RefSeq and is a predicted model, not a curated record.